This is a messenger RNA of Phyllostomus discolor (pale spear-nosed bat), 1863 nucleotides long. It is a transcript of the gene XKR9, whose product is annotated as XK related 9. Gene Ontology annotation, cellular component: plasma membrane. NCBI's taxonomy places the organism in Eukaryota, Metazoa, Chordata, Mammalia, Chiroptera, Phyllostomidae. The record is from RefSeq and is a predicted model, not a curated record. The coding region runs from base 267 to 1388 and encodes 373 amino acids. The transcript has 3 exons. Gene Ontology annotation, biological process: engulfment of apoptotic cell; apoptotic process involved in development; phosphatidylserine exposure on apoptotic cell surface.
UAUUUUAGGUUUUGUCAUCUGCAGUGAAGAUCAUUGUGGAACAGAAGAUUGAAUAAAGCCUUGAAACUAAAUUAGAGAUUUAGAAAAGAAAGUUAAAAUUAGUCACUUUGAUUUUAGUGUUCCAAUUUCAUAAUAUUUAUUCUUCUAAAUAGAUUUAGGGAGUAGAAGAUAAAAUUCAGUGUUAUACUAAAGGAUGCACUGAUAUUUGUUUGUGUGUGUGUGUUUAAGAGAAGAAAGUAGACAACCAAGAGCUAUAGAGAUUCAUAAUGAAAUAUACUAAAUUGAAUUUUAUGAUGUCAGUUCUUGGCAUUAUAAUCUAUAUAACUGAUUUAAUUGUGGACAUCUGGUUAUCUGUUAGGUUUUUCUAUGAAGGACAAUAUGUUUUUGGAGUUUUAACAGUAAGUUUUAUGCUCUUUGGAACACUUGUGGUCCAGUGUUUUAGUUAUUCUUGGUUCAAGGCUGAUUUAAAGAAAGCAGGCCAAGAAAGUCAGCAUUGUUUUCUUCUACUUCACUGCUUGCAAGGAGGAAUUUUUACAAGGUAUUGGUUUGCCUUGAAAAAGGGUUAUUACGUGGCUUUCAAAUAUAGCAGCAAAACCGAUAACUUCAUAGAACAACAAAUUGAUCCACAUAAAGAAGCUAUAGAUAGAAUGACUGAUUUGAGCAUGCUCAGGCUAUUUGAAACUUACCUGGAAGGCUGUCCACAACUUGUUCUUCAGCUCUAUAUCUUUCUGGAACAUGGUCAAGCAAACUUCAGCCAGUAUGCAGCCAUCAUGGUCUCCUGCUGUGCUAUUUCUUGGGCGACUGUUGAUUAUCAAGUAGCUUUAAGAAAAUCCUUGCCUGAUAAAAACCUCCUUAAUGGGAUCUGUCCCAAACUCACAUAUCUCUUUUAUAAGUUGUUUACAUUAUUAUCUUGGAUGCUGAGUGUUGUACUUCUUUUUUUCUUAAAUGUUAAGGUUGCUUUAUGUCUGUUGUUAUUUCUUUGGUUUUUAGGUAUAUUGUGGGCAUUUAAAAACCAAACUCAGUUUUGUGUUUCCAUGAUUAUGGAGUUCUUAUACAGGAUUGUUGUUGGAUUUAUUCUCAUUUUUACAUUUUUUAAUAUUAAGGGACAGAAUACCAAAUGUCCAAUGUCUUGUUAUUAUAUUGUAAGGGUACUUGCAACAUUGGGGAUAUUGAUUGUGUUGUGGCUGUGCCCACUUUCUAUUUUUAAUUCGGACUAUUUUAUACCUAUCAGCAUUAUUAUAGCUCUUACUCUUUUCCUUGGAGUUCUUCUUCUUAUUGUUUAUUAUGGGACUUUGCAUCCAAAUAGAAGUGAAGAAAUGAAACCUGAUGAAAUUGAUGGAAAACCAGCUCAAACAGAUUGUAGAAUGAAGUAUUUCCUAAUGGAAUAAGCUAUUUAUUUAUGAGAAAUAUUUUCUUAUGUUUUGUUUCAUUGAUUAGUAAAGAAAAUGUGUGUAUGUGUGUAUUGUUUCUUAGUUUUGCGUUCUUUAACUUGAGAUCAGUAAUGGCAUGUUAUUUAUGAAUGUGAGAGCAUAUUAAUAUUUUUAUUGUUUAGAUUAAUUUCUCAUUUGGUUUUGAAGAUCCUAAGAACUUAGAUAUAUUUGCCUAUUGUCUGGCAGAGUACCCAUCCUGAGCCUGAAUUGGAAGAAAUAGUCUAGCUCCCAUAAUUAGAAGGCUGGAAUUGAGCUUUCUUUCAAUGAUCUGUCCAUUUUCCUGAAGUAAAAUGAGGAAUUUAUUGUGGAGAACUGCAAAGGGAAGUGAGCAGAACACUCAUUCUUUUCUUCUGUAUUUUCCUUGAUUUGGUGCAUAUAUUGAGUUGGAAACAGACUGAGUUGAGGAAAAGGGAAAGAAGGGGAGGAGGAAAAA